AUGCAACUCAAACCACGCACCUCCAACCUCGCACCUCCAACCUCGCACCUCCAACCUCGCACCUCCAACCAUGCAACUCCAACCUCCAACCUCCAUAUUCUAAACUCCAAACUCCAACCUCCAACCUCGCACCUCCAACCAUGCAACUCCAACCUCCAACCUCACACCUCCAACCUCCCACCUCGCACCUCCAAACUCAAUCCUCUAAGCUCGCACCUCCAACCACGCAAUUCCAACCUCCAAAUUCUAACCUCCAACCUCCAUAUUCUAAACUCCAAACUCCAACGUCCAACCUCGCACCUCCAACCAUGCAACUCCAACCUCCAACCUCGCACCUCCAACCAUGCAACUCCAACCUCGCACCUCCAACCUCAAUCUUCCAACCUCUAA
Messenger RNA from Knipowitschia caucasica, 390 nucleotides. NCBI's taxonomy places the organism in Eukaryota, Metazoa, Chordata, Actinopteri, Gobiiformes, Gobiidae. The record is from the annotation of a GenBank genome assembly.